GCGAUGAUCAUCAUCUCGCAGUAUUUUCUCAUCGAGCAGCCAUCGGAAGACCUGACCCAAUUUUUGGGUGCAGCCGCCUCCCUUGCGCCGUUUCCUUUCUACACGUCCCAGUACAGCCGAUACGCGAACAUGGUUCCCGUCAAUCUGCUGAUGUGCAACGAGGAGCAGCAGCAGUCACCAAGAGCCUUCAACAGAUUCGUCCCUCGAGUUCACGCGGAGGACUCCGGGAUGUGUGGCAUGGUCUACACAGACGACCAAUUGGUGCGCAGGUGCCGUGCAAUGCGCAGGAAUGUGGGAGUUCCAGAUCGGAGCUCCACCGUCAUAGAUCAUAUCAAUUGUCCGGCAUCGACUGCGUCUGUAGACGAGGAGCUGGCUCGGAAGAUCCAGAAGUACAGCAACCGGGCAAAUCAGCUACAGUGCCAAGAUUCCCGGGGUAUGUGGAACGAAGCGAUGAGCGACAUCCACAAGUGCGUGCUGAUCACCGUUGGCCACUGGCUGGGGUUUCGGCCAGGUCAGCUGGUGUUGGACUGGGGCUCGGGCUGUGGUCACAAGUUGUCUUGGGCAAAGAUGCUGUUCGAUGUGGACGGCUUAGGUGUGGAGAUCCAGGAGCCAGCGGCACGCUGGGCCCAGCUUUACUCGGCGGGGAAGUUCUGUCAGGGCGAUGGCCGAGAGCUGGGAUGGAUCCCAGAGGAUACCUUCGACUAUGUGAUCUCGUACGCCUCCAUCUAUCACCUCACAAAGUUGGACCAAUGUAAGGUUGGCAUCCAGCUGAUGCGUAAGCUGAAGAUUGGAGGUAAGGCCUUCCUGGGUUGGAACCACGGCCCCGUCAUGAACAACUGGGAGUGGUUGAAGUGCUUCCAGGAGAGCGAUGCUUUCGUGAAGGAACAUGACGGCAUUGGUGAGGGCGGCGUAGUUGUGGACUUCGACGCAGUGGAAGAUGGAUACCUCUUCCCGCCGGACGCUCGUGUUCUCAAGGAGAAGCGGUCCUUCCUGUACCAGUACCCGGCCUAUUCGAUCUUCCUGACGCGGAAAGCUUGA
Messenger RNA from Symbiodinium sp. CCMP2592, 1038 nucleotides. NCBI's taxonomy places the organism in Eukaryota, Dinophyceae, Suessiales, Symbiodiniaceae. The record is from the annotation of a GenBank genome assembly.